AUGGGCAGCUCUGCUGCCAAGCAAGCCUCCGAGGAGUUGUGCGCCGCAGUGCAGCGCGGUGACCUUACAGCCUGCCAGCGCCUUGCUGAGGGCUUCAGGGAGCCGGGAUCCGCCUCGACAAUCCUCGAUGCCCUCACUUCCGGCGGUCUGGCUGCAUUGCAUGUGGCUGCAGCGAGCAGCCGAGUGGACAUUGUGUGCUUCUUGUUGGAUCUGAACGCGGAUGCGAUGGUGCGGGACUCGAAGCAGCGCACGCCCCUACACUGUGCUUCACGUGCCAUCAGCCCUCCAAAUUGCACUGCCUGCGUGCAAGUGCUGCUUCGUCACCGCGCCGAUCCUUUCAGUGCCACAGAGCUUGGGAGCACGGCUCUUGACUUGGCACGAGGGGCUCGCUGCGCUGGCUGCGUUCGAGCGUUGGAAGGCGCUGCCGUGCUGUGGCAGGGUUACGUGGAUGCUUACCAACCGAAGCUGUUGGUCAUCCCUACUUGGGCUACGAAGUGGCUCGUGGUACUACGUGAUCGCAGACACAACACUGGCCCCAGCUUUAUUGCAAGGGGCAGCGUUCACAACGCCUUCAAACAAGCUCAAACCCUGGUACGAGACCACCUGUCUGGACCUUCCUUCUCGCAUUCAUGUCCACAGUGCAGCAAGUCCAAUGCGGUUCCUGACUUUGUGGACAGCUUUCAGUGUCGCCACUGUGGGACGAUGUUGUGUGUACCAACCAGCUUGCAGUUGGCACUCUACGAUUGCCACCAGGAUGUGCCAGAUGCGCGGCCGGUGGCGGUGCUGUCCUUGCCCCAGGACCCGCGCUGCAUCCGCAUCAAGCCGCUGGACAACUCCGGGGCACAAGGAAGUUGGUUCCGUGGAGCACUAGGAGGACUGGGCCUUGCUUCCUCCCGUCCGUUUGGCCUUUCUGUGUCAGCACAGGACCUGGAGCGGGGAGGCGAGGUUGGCUUGGCCGUGAGGUUUUCGACGGCAGAGGAAUGUGCACAGGUAAGGCACGCGUUGCUGAAUCCACUGCUCAGCACCAGGUCGCUGGUGCCGAAGGAUGCCUAUGACGCUCUCCUCGCAUUGCCGGUUGCAGCUGAAGAGGAGCUUCCACUUCCAUCUGCGCCGCCAGCUGAAGUGUUGGAACCUGCUGUCGUGCCUGCGCCACAGGCCGCACAGCAAGCAGUGCAGCAUUUGGAACAGGGUCAGGAGCACGGCGCGGAGGAGGGCACCUGCGUUGUGUGUUUGGAGCGGCCGGCAACGAUGGCAAUUCUGCCCUGCGGUCACCUUUGUCUAUGUCAGCAAUGCAAUGUGUAG
This is a messenger RNA of Symbiodinium pilosum, 1302 nucleotides long. The record is from the annotation of a GenBank genome assembly. NCBI's taxonomy places the organism in Eukaryota, Dinophyceae, Suessiales, Symbiodiniaceae.